Messenger RNA from Miscanthus lutarioriparius, 414 nucleotides. The record is from the annotation of a GenBank genome assembly. Lineage: Eukaryota; Viridiplantae; Streptophyta; Magnoliopsida; Poales; Poaceae.
AUGGCGGACUCCAAGGCCACCUCAGCGGUCACCCUACGCACCCGCAAGUUCAUGACCAACCGCCUCCUCGCCCGCAAGCAAUUCGUGCUUGAGGUGAUCCACCCCGGCCGCGCCAACGUCUCCAAGGCGGAGUUGAAGGAGAGGCUUGCUAAGGUGUACGAGGUGAAGGACCCCAACACCAUCUUCGUCUUCAAGUUCCGCACCCACUUCGGAGGAGGCAAGUCCACUGGCUUCGGCCUCAUCUACGACAACCUCGAGGCUGCCAAGAAGUUCGAGCCCAAAUACCGCCUCAUCAGGAAUGGUCUUGCUACCAAGGUUGAGAAGUCCCGCAAGCAAAUGAAAGAGCGGAAGAACAGGGCCAAGAAGAUCCGUGGUGUCAAGAAGACCAAGGCUGGUGAUGCGAAGAAGAAGUAA